Molecule: messenger RNA, 2231 nt
Organism: Danaus plexippus (monarch butterfly)
Lineage: Eukaryota; Metazoa; Arthropoda; Insecta; Lepidoptera; Nymphalidae
Gene: NGR-A35
Product: neuropeptide FF receptor 1-like
Exons: 10
Coding region: 444-1688 (414 amino acids)
Biological process (GO): G protein-coupled receptor signaling pathway
Cellular component (GO): membrane
Molecular function (GO): peptide binding; G protein-coupled receptor activity
Source: RefSeq, a predicted model, not a curated record
CAGACCUCCAUAGCGGAAUUAAAAUUAUAUUGUAGCCCUCUGGGUGCGACGACGCGUCUGUCACUCACGAAGUUUCCGAACUACGAGUGAAAGUGUUGUGAAUUGUGAAAUUUUAUUGCUAUUAAUUUUUUUUUAUAUUUUGAAUUAUAUGAUGCACUAUACACAUAUUUACACAAAGUUCUGUAGUUGUUAAACGCUCAUUCCUGUGCUUUAAAUAAAUACUUUUUGAAGUAAAAGCUAUUGUUAAUAAAUAUUUUUUUUUAUAUCAAUAUUGCAGUAAACUUAAGCGCGGUGUGUGUAAUAGUUAAUAUUAUAUUUUUCUGCAAAAUAAACAUAAAAUGAGAAUUACUAUAGAACUGAGAGCUGAGUAAAUAUUUGGACCAACUAUGUACUUGAGUGCUGUAACACUAUGAUCGGUUACAUUAUAUAUAUCUAACUAUCACAUGGAUAAAAUGUCUUUUCGAACUUUUAAUUCGUCGAUUGGUUGGAAUGGGAGUGAAGUGUGGGAAGUCAGCCCUUUGGACUUGGACGUGUUCUACAAUCCUGAUGUUGUAAUUAUCGUUCUCUAUGUCGUGGUGCUGACUACUUCGCUGUCUGCGAACACGCUGCUCAUCUUCAUAGUGAUCAAAUUCCAGUAUAUGAGAAGCGUUACAAACAUUUUCCUCGUGAAUCUUUCGGUGGCUGAUCUCCUGGUGACGUUGUUCUGUAUGCCGGUCCAGAUCGCUAAAUCUGUCACACUUUUGUGGUAUUUUGGCGAAGUGAUGUGCAAAACUGUAAAUUUUUUACAGGGAGUGGCCGUGGCAUCCAGUGUGUUUACUAUAACGGCCAUGUCGGUGGACCGGUAUUUGGCAAUCACGCAGUCACUUCGUCAGCCUUGGAUGCCUUCAAGACGAGGAGCUUGUUCCCUUCUUGCAACCCUGUGGUUUAUUUCCUUAGCCAUAUUUGCACCACUGCUAGCUGUUGCAGCCGUGGAAAGGGAAGAAGUUCCGAUUCUUGCAAGGAAUAAAAAUGGAUCGGUUUGGUUGGAAAGCAGUAUAGAGUUUUGUACAGAAAAGUGGCCAGAUUCCAUCAGAAAGGAGCUGUUUGGAACUUUCAGUUUUAUACUAGUUUAUGCUAUACCAGGUUGCAUUGUUGUCGUCUCGUAUUCAUUGAUGGGUCGACGUUUGUGCUCAGUGCUGCCACCGUUUGAUCAGACUGAAGGAAGUGCGAAUAGCCAGCAGCGUUUACGUCUGGUUCGUGAAAGAAAACGAGUAGCGUGGAUACUGCUUCUGUUGGCAGUGCUGUUCGCGUUGUGCUGGCUACCUUAUAAUAUUUUGCAACUGCUGAUUGACGUAAAUGCUGUUCAGGUUGAUUCUGUAGCGCUCGUGCUGCCGUAUACGCUACUACUAGGGCACACGAACUCAGCAAUCAACCCGAUAGUAUACUGUUUGAUGACCCGCAACUUCCGUCGCUCACUGCGCAAGCUGCUCUGUCACGACCCCGGUAACAUACACUCUAGUACUCAUUUCAAUAUGCAAGGCUUACGACAAAAAUCCAACACGUCUAGCAUGAGAACGUAUACGACAGUGACAUUUAGGAGCAGCAACAAUCAGAAUCGACCACAAUCAACGCCCGUUCAAUACGGCAGGGUCAGUAGAAGCUCCCUGAAGGACCCCGCAUGGCACAGAGGAAAGGCUCAGUUUCUAUAGUGUGAUAGCUUAGUAUUAUAACUCAUACUGAAACAUGUAUUAUAUAAAUUAGAAUACAAAGGUAAAUUAAAUUUGAAUACUAGCUUAUAGUUAAGAAAGUAUUUAUUGUAGAAUUAGGUUUUAUCUGAAUAAUGUUUGCACUGUAAUCAAAAUUUAUAUUAAGCUCUGCUUAUAAGGCUAGCUUGCACUAUUACUAUACUAUUUUAUUUAAUAUUAUAAUAAGAGAAUGAUAGAGAUAUUGUCCCUAUUUAAAAACAUCUUUUAAAUGUAAAGAAGGCUUAUAUGGGUACAUUGAAACCAUAAAAAUAAUGUAAAACGUACAACGAUUAGAAAUUAUUUAUCAAAAUAUCAGUGGCUUUGCUAUAUUUGUAUAUUAACUUAUGUAAAUACAUAGUAAGUAUAUAUCUAAAAAUAAUUAUUUAUUAUAUUCUUUACUUACAUAAUAAACGCGACUUGAAUACUAAAAAAAUUAUGAAUUUUCAACUUUGACAUAAAAUAUUUAAUUUAAUUAUUUUUUUAGCCUAAGUCGAUUAUUUAAUAAAA